UGCUCCAGCUGUGUCCUGAGACGCUGGACCAGCCACCUCCCCUGGGGCUGGAGUUGAAGCAGAACCAACUGGCCAUCCCAGCGUGAGACAGACAGUGGAGCCGCCAGAGCCUGUGGGCCGCUGGGCAGUUUUUGCGUUCUCCAGGCUGGCUUUCUCCACUCAGCGGAAUGGCGCUACAAGUAGAACUGAUACCAACGGGAGAGAUCAUCCGCGUGGUCCAUCCACACAGGCCGUGCAAACUAGCCCUGGGCAGUGACGGGGUGCGGGUGACCAUGGAGAGCGCCCUGACUGCCCGAGACCGGGUUGGGGUGCAGGACUUUGUCCUGCUGGAGAACUUCACCAGCGAGGCCGCCUUCAUUGAGAACCUCCGGCGGCGAUUCCGGGAGAACCUCAUCUAUACCUACAUCGGCCCUGUCCUGGUCUCUGUCAAUCCCUACCGAGACCUACAGAUCUACAGCCGGCAGCAUAUGGACCGCUACCGUGGUGUCAGUUUCUAUGAAGUGCCACCUCAUCUGUUUGCAGUGGCUGACACUGUGUACCGGGCACUUCGUACUGAGCGUCGGGACCAGGCGGUGAUGAUUUCUGGAGAGAGUGGGGCAGGCAAGACAGAGGCCACCAAGAGACUCCUACAGUUCUAUGCAGAGACCUGCCCAGCCCCUGAGCGGGGUGGCGCUGUGAGAGACCGGCUGCUACAGAGCAACCCCGUGCUGGAGGCCUUUGGAAACGCCAAGACUCUCCGUAAUGAUAACUCCAGCCGGUUUGGGAAGUACAUGGACGUGCAGUUUGACUUCAAGGGUGCCCCCGUGGGAGGCCACAUCCUCAGUUACCUCCUGGAAAAGUCACGUGUGGUACACCAGAAUCACGGAGAACGGAACUUCCAUGUCUUCUACCAACUGCUGGAGGGGGGCGAGGAGGAGACCCUUCGCCGUCUGGGCUUGGAACGGAACCCCCAGAGCUACUUGUACCUGGUGAAGGGCCAGUGUGCCAAAGUCUCCUCCAUCAAUGACAAGAGUGACUGGAAGGUCGUCCGGAAGGCACUGUCAGUCAUUGACUUCACAGAGGAUGAAGUGGAGGACUUGCUAAGCAUUGUGGCCAGUGUCCUACAUUUGGGCAACAUCCACUUUGCUGCUGAUGAAGAAAGCAACGCCCAGGUUACAACUGAGAACCAGCUCAAGUAUCUGACCAGGCUCCUUGGUGUGGAAGGCACAACGCUGAGGGAAGCCCUGACACACAGGAAGAUCAUCGCCAAGGGGGAAGAGCUCCUGAGCCCGCUGAACCUUGAACAGGCUGCGUACGCGAGGGAUGCUCUCGCCAAGGCCGUGUACAGCCGCACGUUCACCUGGCUGGUCAGAAAGAUCAACAGGUCACUGGCCUCGAAGGAGGCUGAGAACCCCAGCUGGCGAAGCACCACAGUUCUCGGACUCCUGGACAUUUAUGGCUUCGAAGUGUUUCAACAUAACAGCUUCGAGCAGUUCUGCAUCAACUACUGCAACGAGAAACUGCAGCAGCUCUUCAUUGAGUUGACUCUCAAGUCUGAGCAGGAGGAAUACGAGGCGGAGGGCAUCGCGUGGGAACCUGUCCAGUAUUUCAACAACAAGAUCAUCUGUGACCUGGUGGAGGAGAAGUUCAAGGGUAUCAUCUCCAUCUUGGAUGAAGAGUGCCUGCGUCCCGGGGAGGCCACUGACCUGACCUUCCUGGAGAAACUGGAGGACACUGUCAAGCACCACCCCCACUUUCUGACGCAUAAGCUUGCUGACCAGAAGACCAGGAAAUCCCUAGGCCGAGGGGAGUUCCGCCUUCUUCAUUAUGCUGGAGAGGUGACCUACAGCGUGACUGGGUUCCUGGAUAAAAACAACGACCUCCUCUUCCGGAACUUGAAGGAGACCAUGUGCAGCUCGGUGAACCCCAUAAUGAACCAGUGCUUUGACAGGAGUGAGCUCGGGGACAAGAAGCGGCCAGAGACGGUAGCCACCCAGUUCAAGAUGAGCCUCCUGCAGCUGGUGGAGAUCCUGAACUCUAAGGAGCCUGCCUAUAUCCGCUGCAUCAAGCCAAAUGACGCCAAACAGCCUGGUCGCUUUGAUGAGGUGCUUAUCCGACACCAGGUGAAGUACCUGGGCCUCAUGGAGAAUCUGCGUGUGCGUAGGGCUGGCUUUGCCUAUCGACGGAAAUAUGAGGCUUUCCUGCAGAGGUACAAGUCACUGUGCCCAGAGACAUGGCCCACGUGGGCAGGACGGCCCCAGGACGGGGUGGCUGUGCUGGUCAGACACCUCGGCUACAAGCCAGAAGAAUACAAAAUGGGCAGGACUAAGAUCUUCAUCCGAUUCCCCAAGACCUUGUUUGCCACAGAGGACUCCCUGGAAGUCCGACGGCAGAGCCUAGCUACCAAGAUCCAGGCAGCCUGGAGGGGCUUUCAUUGGCGGCAGAAGUUUCUCCGUGUGAAGCGAUCAGCCAUCUGUAUCCAGUCAUGGUGGCGUGGCACACUGGGCCGGAGGAAGGCAGCCAAGAGGAAAUGGGCAGCUCAAACCAUCCGUCGACUUAUCCAUGGCUUCAUCUUGCGCCAUGCACCUCGCUGCCCUGAGAACGCCUUCUUCCUGGACUACGUGCGCACAUCAUUUUUGCUCAACCUGAGGCGGCAACUACCCCGGAAUAUUCUGGACACCUCUUGGCCCACACCCCCACCUGCCUUGAGAGAGGCCUCAGAGCUGCUGCGGGAGCUGUGCAUGAAGAACAUGGUUAGGAAGUACUGCCGGAGCAUCAGCCCUGAGUGGAAGCAGCAGCUGCAGCAAAAGGCUGUGGCUAGUGAAAUUUUCAAGGGCAAGAAGGACAAUUACCCCCAGAGCGUCCCCAGGCUUUUCAUCAGCACGAGGCUUGGCACAGAGGAAAUCAGCCCCAGAGUGCUUCAGGCCUUGGGCUCUGAACCCAUCCAGUAUGCCGUGCCAGUGGUGAAAUACGACCGCAAGGGUUACAAACCUCGCUCCCGGCAGCUGCUGCUCACACCCAGUGCUGUGGUCAUCGUGGAGGAUGCCAAAGUCAAGCAGAGGAUCGACUAUACCAACCUAACGGGGAUCUCUGUCAGUAGCCUGAGCGAUAGCCUAUUUGUGCUUCACGUGCAACGUGAGGACAGCAAGCAGAAGGGAGAUGUGGUGCUGCAGAGUGAUCACGUGAUAGAGACGCUAACCAAGACGGCCCUCAGUGCCGAUCGCGUGAACAGCAUCAACAUCAACCAGGGCAGCAUCACGUUUGCAGGGGGUCCAGGCAGGGACGGCAUCAUUGACUUCACAUCUGGCUCGGAGCUGCUCAUCACCAAGGCUAAGAAUGGCCACCUGGCUGUGGUGGCCCCACGGCUGAAUUCUCGGUGAUGAAGGCCCCAGCGGCCCC
Messenger RNA from Acomys russatus (golden spiny mouse), 3378 nucleotides. RefSeq names its product myosin IC (gene Myo1c). Gene Ontology annotation, cellular component: cytoplasm; microvillus; plasma membrane. The coding region runs from base 168 to 3359 and encodes 1063 amino acids. Lineage: Eukaryota; Metazoa; Chordata; Mammalia; Rodentia; Muridae. Gene Ontology annotation, biological process: vesicle transport along actin filament; actin filament organization. The record is from RefSeq and is a predicted model, not a curated record. Gene Ontology annotation, molecular function: ATP binding; microfilament motor activity; actin filament binding. The transcript is spliced from 32 exons.